Messenger RNA from Hyaloscypha bicolor E, 1160 nucleotides. Its product is annotated as mitochondrial carrier. The coding region runs from base 147 to 1157 and encodes 336 amino acids. The transcript is spliced from 4 exons. Gene Ontology annotation, biological process: transmembrane transport. The record is from RefSeq and is a predicted model, not a curated record. NCBI's taxonomy places the organism in Eukaryota, Fungi, Ascomycota, Leotiomycetes, Helotiales, Hyaloscyphaceae.
CCUCUCUUCAUACAAUAUCUCCCCAUGCUUUGGCAACGCUGAAGUCCAGCGCCGUACCCCUCAGUACCGCCCCAUGAGAGCUUUGCGCAUAGCAAUUCGGACAUCCACAGACGUUGAAGCAGGGGUCCUCUCCUUCUAAAGCCGCAAUGGCUGGACAAUCAAAAGAGACCUUGAUUCCUCCAUGGGGUCUAGCAGUUGCAGGAGCUACAGGCGCUGUCAUUGCAAAUGCACUUGUAUACCCUCUCGACAUAGUGAAAACUCGUCUUCAAGUACAGGUCAAGCGGAAGCCAACCGAUCCAGUUCCAACCGACGAUACCCAUUAUACCUCAACCUGGGAUGCUAUAACAAAAAUCGCUGCUGAUGAUGGAGUCAUUGGCCUCUAUGCUGGUAUCAAUGGCGCUUUAAUUGGGGUUGCGUCGACCAAUUUUGCCUACUUUUACUGGUAUUCCGUUGUCCGAACGCUCUACCUCUCCUCCCAAAAAGUACCAGCACCUCCAAGCACAGUCGUCGAAUUAUCUCUCGGUGCAGUUGCCGGUGCGGUGGCCCAAAUAUUCACAAUUCCUGUGGCCGUUGUUACUACCCGUCAACAGACGCAGGGUAAGGGUGAGAAGAAAGGCAUGAUUGAUACAGCCAAGGAAGUUAUCAAUAGCGAGGAUGGCUGGACUGGGCUCUGGAGAGGACUGAAAGCUAGUCUCGUCCUUGUUGUCAAUCCUGCCAUUACGUACGGUGCAUAUCAAAGAUUGAGGGAGAUUCUCUUUCCUGGAAAGUUGAAUCUCAGACCAUGGCAAGCAUUUCUUUUGGGAGCCAUGUCCAAAUCUUUGGCAACCAUUGCAACACAGCCGCUUAUCGUUGCUAAAGUUGGUCUUCAGUCGAAACCGCCACCAUCACGACAGGGAAAACCCUUCAAGAGUUUCAUUGAAGUGAUGCAGUUCAUCGUGAAAAAUGAAGGGUUGUUGGGUCUUUUCAAGGGAAUUGCUCCACAGAUAUCAAAGGGUCUUAUUGUGCAGGGCCUUCUGAUGAUGACUAAAGAAAGGAUGGAGUUAUUAUUCAUUGCCCUCUUCCGUUAUUUACGCAAACUUAAGAGCGAGAGUCUUCAAAAGGCUGCAGAUUUAGCCGCAGAGAGGGCCAAGCAGGCUUUGCCUGUUAUUACAAGAUAGAUA